Molecule: messenger RNA, 2010 nt
Organism: Symbiodinium necroappetens
Lineage: Eukaryota; Dinophyceae; Suessiales; Symbiodiniaceae
Source: the annotation of a GenBank genome assembly
AUGCUGCCAUGUUCGGCGCGUUGGGUCGAGCCUGGACUCAGAGCACAGAGCCACACAUUGAAUGUUUCUCGUUGGCAACACCAUUACGUUGCAGAUGUUCACAGCAUAUUCCAGCAACGGCGUCCUUGCAGCCUCCUUUGCCCGAAUAACCUCCAUAAGCAGCACAAUAGCCUGGCAGCCCUUACUCUGCAGAGCGCGCGGCGCUGCAUGGCAUCGGGGACUCAGGGCUUCGGCUUCCAUCGCCGGGCAAGCAGCCAAAGCCUCACGCUGUCCGGGCGCAGCCAGGCGACAGCCAGCCGCAAGGGUGUCUCCAGAGGCAUUGCCAUUGCGCGAGCACCUUGCCCCGCGUGCCGAGGAUCCAGCACAGCGCUGGGAUGGGGUUUCAGCCUUCUCAUCGCCGACGUGGACACCGAGUCUGGUCUCAGCUCUGGGCUUUGGGUCGGCCUGACGAUGACCAGUCCAGACAGUCUGGCCUUGCGACCUGGCGACAUGGAUUUUGCAGCGGAUGUCCCAGACAGCGUGGUGGCCGGUGGUGGUGGUGCCCUCUGGGAUGGAAACCAGUGCCAUGACAUCACCUGGGACACGAGCCAGCUGCAAGUGGGCGACCAGGUGCAUGUGUUCCUCAGCGCGGGCGAAUUCCAAGUCCGGCUGAAUGGCAGGACCGUAGCGGCCUGUGAGGCCUCUUUGCCGUUGCGCGGGCCGUUCUAUCCCCUGGUGGAGCUGCGAGGCUGCACCAAGGCCGUCGAACUUCUCCGAGAGAGCUCCCUCUGCCUCUCCCUCGAGGAGCCGCGGCCUCUGCCGCAAGCCACGCCGGAGGCUGUCAGUUGCGAUGUGGCGGCACAUGCGAAGUUGACACGCCAGGUCAAUCAGCGUGACCCUUCCGUCCAGCGCCAGCUUCCAGGUGCAGGACCUCGCCGGGCACGGAGCGAAACUCCGAGCAGGCGUCACAGCGCGAAGCUGAAGCCCAAAGUCGACACAGACGCUUUGCCGGGCGAGCGGUUGCAUCUUGAGGAUGGCCAGCAUGAGGACCCGCGCCUCUGGACCACCGUGCGCGACUGCCUCGCGCGGCCCGAGAACUACGAUCAGGUGUUUCACGCUGUUUGUGCUCUCCUUUGCGAAGCAAGGGCGGAGCGAGAUGGCUUCCAUCAGCGCCUGGGCGAGGCGGAGCGCGCCAAUGUCCUGGGGGCUGCUGCGGCGAAGCGUCGCGAGGCGGAGCUCCGGCGCCUGCGCGAAGAGUUGAAGCGUCAGGCCGCUCUUCUCGAGGAGUCCAACAUGGCAUGUCAAACACUUGCGAAGGAGCUGACAGCUGCGAAGGAUGCGAAGAAUCGAGCGCAGUACCGCAUAAGGCAGCUGCAGCCCAAAGCUGCAGACGUGGGUUGGGCUGCUCGUGCUGUCGACACAGCUGCCGCUGCCGAUGCAUUGGUCUGUGUAGCUGAAAUUAGCUUCACAGCUCGGAUAGACAUGAUUCCGCUGAGCGCACCGGCUCCAAUAAACGUCGGCCCACCGACACCGGAGAUGCUCGAGAAGAUGCGGCGAAUCCGGUUUUGCGUGAUAGGAACCUUCGUGGCCGCUGUAGGGCGAUUCUGCACUGGCGACAUUCCAUACAACGAAGUGCUCAGCGGGUGCGUUGGGAUCUUCCUACUCAGUGACGAUCCGAAUGUGGCACCUUGCUAUGCUUGCUUGGCAAAUAGUCCGCUUGGUCAAUGCAGCCACGGGUUAACCUGCGUGAUGGCCUAUGCUUUCCUGUCUGGUAUCAACGCCAUCUUCCUGACUCUGAAGCUCUUCGUGGGGGGCCCAUUCGUGCUCUUCUCCUUCGUCUGCCAAGGUGCUGGGGCCUACCAAGGUCUCAAGCUCCACAACCUGGUGAACGCGAACAUGGCUGAUGGACCCAUGGCCCCUCUUCAGCGGAACUUCCCAGGUCCUGGCGGUCCUGGGCCGCCUGAGACUCCGGGGCCCCAGCCGCCAAGCUUUCAAGCCUUCCAGGGCACCGGCAUGCGCCUAGGGGGCUGA